UUACCAGAGGGUAAUAGCUUGCAGCGGAUGGCAAUGGCGAUGAGAAUCCCGGUGCAGCAGACCAGUGGAGAAGCUCUGAUGGUCGAAGUUGUGCCUGACAUGACCGUUGGCGUGCUUAAAGAGCAGCUCAAGACGUUCAGAUCAGAUGAUGAGCUAUUGAGAAGACUGAUGUCUGUUAAGGUGUUCGUGGAUAACCAGGAGUUGGUUGACAACGAGGAGGCGGUGAUGGAGGUAGUUUCGCGCGACGCAGUGGUGCAAGUUGUUUUCAGUCAACAUGUGGUAGAAUGCUCUCAGCCCGAAAGUGCAGACCGCUGUUUGUCUGAUCCCGAUGCUGUGUGCAUCCUCCAAAUUCCAGAGGGAGUGAGGGUCAUUGAUGACAGAGCAUUCUAUAACUGCCAGUCCGUAGCAGUGCUGUGUAUCCCCAGCUCAGUGAUUUCCAUUGGACACUCUGCCUUCCACGGCUGCAAGUCAUUGACACGUUUGACAAUUCUCAAUUCAGUAGCUUCCAUCGGGGAUCUAGCCUUCUGUGGGUGCAGUUCGUUGACAAGCUUGGAGCUUCCCAAUUCAGUAGUUGCCAUCGGUGAAUUUGCCUUCUAUGGGUGCAGUUCAUUGAGAUCCUUGAUGAUUUCCGAGUCAGUGACUGCCAUUGCAAAGAACUGCUUCAGUGGAUGCAGUUCAUUGGGAAGUUUAGCCAUUCCAGAAUCAGUGACUGCUAUUGAGGAGGCUGCCUUCCACGGCUGCAAGUCAUUGACACGCUUAACGAUUCCCAACUCAGUGGGUAAAAUUGGGAAAUUUGCCUUUGAUGGAUGCAACUCGUUGACAUCCUUGGUGAUUCCUGAAUCAGUGACCGCCAUUGAAAAGGGAGCCUUCCACGGGUGCAAUUCAUUGGAAAGCUUAACCAUUCCGGAAUCAGUGACCGCCAUUGAAAAGGGAGCCUUCCACGCGUGCAAUUCAUUGGAAAGCUUAACCAUUCCGGAAUCAGUGACUGCCAUUGAGGAAGCUGCCUUCCACGGCUGCAAGUCAUUGACACGUUUGACAAUUCUCAAUUCAGUAGCUUCCAUCGGGGAUCUAGCCUUCUAUGGGUGCAGUUCGUUGACAAGCUUGGAGCUUCCCAAUUCAGUAGUUGCCAUCGGUGAAUUUGCCUUCUAUGGGUGCAGUUCAUUGAGAUCCUUGAUGAUUUCCGAGUCAGUGACUGCCAUUGCAAAGAACUGCUUCAGUGGAUGCAGUUCAUUGGGAAGUUUAGCCAUUCCAGAAUCAGUGACUGCUAUUGAGGAGGCUGCCUUCCACGGCUGCAAGUCAUUGACACGCUUAACGAUUCCCAACUCAGUGGGUAAAAUUGGGAAAUUUGCCUUUGAUGGAUGCAACUCGUUGACAUCCUUGGUGAUUCCUGAAUCAGUGACCGCCAUUGAAAAGGGAGCCUUCCACAGGUGCAAUUCAUUGGAAAGCUUAACCAUUCCGGAAUCAGUGACCGCCAUUGAAAAGAGAGCCUUCCACGGGUGCAAUUCAUUGGAAAGCUUAACCAUUCCAGAAUCAGUGACUGCAAUUGAAAAUGGAGCCUUCGACAAGUGCACGUCAUUGACAAAUUUGACCAUUCCAAGCUCAGUGAUUAGCAUUGGUGAUUUUGCCUUCUACGGCUGCAUGUCAUUGAGAGGUCUGACCAUUCCCAACUCUGUAACUUCAAUUGGGCACUUUGCCUUCUAUGACUGUUGUUCGUUAGCAAAGGUGGUCAUUCCAAGUUCAGUGACUGCCAUUGGGGAGGCUGCCUUCGACUACAGAUCUGCGAAGCUAAUGGCCUCAGUCGCCGAGUCGGACCCCGGCUGCGGUGCCGCCGUCGCUACCUUGCUGGGGCUCGCCGUGGGCGAUUCAGUCGGCGGACCUUUGGAGUUUCUACCGGUGGAUGGAACCUUUGAUGAGUUGGACACGACGCGGCCCUGUGUGGUCCGCGGGCAGCGUGAUGGAGAUGGACGUUUGAUCUAUCGACAUGCGUACAAUCGCUUUCACUUGAAACCGGGUCAGUGGACAGACGACACCAGCAUGGCUUUGUGUCUGGCGGAUUCCUUGCUGGUGAAAAACGGUUAUGAUGGCGGUGACUUGCGUGUGAGAUGGCACAUGUGGUGGUUCCACGGCUACUGCAACGCCUUUCGCUACGACGAGCGGCGCUAUGGUCGAUCGUCCGUGGGCCUGGGUGGUAACGUGGCCAAGUCCUUGGCGGAUGUGGAGCACCUGGCGACUCGCGGACAUCGCGUGCCGCCGAUCUAUGGCUCCGUGACCAACGACGCAGGGAACGGUUCGAUCAUGCGCUUGGCUCCCGUGCCCAUUGCCUACUCUUCGCAGCCGCGGGAGGCCAUGAAGGUGGCGAUUUUGCAAAGUCGCGCCUCGCACCCCUCCUGCGACGCUGCCGCAUGUUGUGCCUUCAUGGCCUUCUUCGUGGCGCAGGCAAUAACGCAGCACAAACGCAGUGCCGUGUCGGGCGAGCCAGCGCCUUCCAGUGAGCUGAAGGAAUUCAUCUCCACGACGGUGGAGGGUUUCUUGAACAGCGGUUUCGAGGAAAUGGAGUACCAAAGCAUGGAGGGCUGUGGCCGCGCGGACGGCCUGCAGCGCAUCAGCGCCUUGUUGAAGUGCCAGCCGUUGUCGCUCAAGGAAGCGAAUUGGGACUGGAAGGCCAAAGAGCCCCAGAUCUCAGAGGCGGUGACAGCGCGGUUAAGGGAUCGGAGGUACAACGGGCAUCCGAUCAUCGACACCUACUGGGGCGCCUAUUGCAUGGACGGCCUUGCUAUGGCCCUGUGGGGCCUGUGGCAUUCCAGUAGUCUUGCCGAAAGCAUCAUGAAGACCGUGAACUUGCUGGGAGACGCGGAUACCACGGGUGCCAUCUGUGGCCAGUUGGCGGGGGCCUUGUACGGCUGGCCAGGUCUGGUCGGUGAUGGUUGGGGACGCGUGCGGCUCAGCGAGCUCCAGCGCUGGGAUCCCUGCGCCGAGAUCGGAAUCCGAGCGGCUUUGCUUUAUCACUAUGGACCCUUGCAGGUUCUACAGGUGGAACUGCAACAGAAGGAAGGCCACCCCACCGUCCGCGUCUUUGACCGCGCCGUCGAAGAUGUGCAGGGCCGGAGCACGGUGGGCGAAAUCGCGUCCGGCAGCCGUGUUUGGCAACUGGCACGAGAACGGGACUUUGCGCAGGUGAUUGGACAGGAUCCGCAGGGGAAAGCCACCUGCGGUUGGGUUGGCAUCAAAAACGUGGUUCGGAUCGCGGUGCGCGAUGACGUCCAGGAUGACAACACAGGCAUCAGCUUUGAAGAGGAGGACUAUCCACCGGUCACUGCCUAUCCAUCCAGGACUCUACGACCUCCAGAUGCAGGAUCGUCUCGGCGGUCUUUGAGCGCCGAACCGUUACCCAUGGGCAGUCGAGGACGAGGUCUCUGAGGAGCUGGUGCUUGGUGGCUUUCUG
Messenger RNA from Cladocopium goreaui, 3442 nucleotides. The record is from the annotation of a GenBank genome assembly. NCBI's taxonomy places the organism in Eukaryota, Dinophyceae, Suessiales, Symbiodiniaceae.